Rhinopithecus roxellana (golden snub-nosed monkey) is the source of this 978-nucleotide messenger RNA. Its product is annotated as olfactory receptor 11H6-like. Gene Ontology annotation, cellular component: membrane. NCBI's taxonomy places the organism in Eukaryota, Metazoa, Chordata, Mammalia, Primates, Cercopithecidae. The transcript has a single exon. The record is from RefSeq and is a predicted model, not a curated record. Gene Ontology annotation, biological process: G protein-coupled receptor signaling pathway. Gene Ontology annotation, molecular function: G protein-coupled receptor activity; olfactory receptor activity. The coding region runs from base 1 to 978 and encodes 325 amino acids.
AUGCGAUUUGUGCUAAUCCUCACAGGAUGGCAGAAAAUGACCUCAGAGGCCAGAAAUAUCUCCGACACUGUGAGUGACUUCAUCCUCCUGGGCUUCUCUUGCCGCUGGGAAAUACGGAUCUUCCUCUUUUUCACAUUCUUUGUGACUUACAUAAUGACUCUCCUUGGAAACCUGGCUAUCAUGUGUGCAGUGAGCUGGGACCACCGGCUCCACACCCCCAUGUACAUUCUGCUGGCCAACUUCUCCUUCCUGGAGAUAUGCUAUGUCAACUCUGAUGUGCCCAACAUGCUAGCCAACUUCCUUUCCAAAAACAAAACUAUCUCCUUUGCUCGAUGCCUCCUCCAGUUGUACUUCUUCUUCUCACUGGGCACAACUGAAUGCUUAUUUCUCUCCAUCAUGGCCUAUGACCGGUUCCUGGCAAUCUGUCGCCCCCUACACUAUCCUACUGUCAUGACUAUAAAGUUUUGUAGCAGCCUGAUCAUCAUUUGCUGGGUCUACGGUUUCCUCUGGUUUCUACUCCCAGUUAUACGCAUUACCCAGCUGCCAUUUUGUGGCCCAAACGUGAUUGAUGACUUUCUAUGUGACCUCAGUCCCCUGCUGGCCCUGGCAUCAGCCUGUGUCCCAAUCCCAGGGACUGUUCUCAUAUGCGGCACCAUGAGUUCCCUCCUCAUCUUUGCCACCUUUUUCUACAUUAUUGGCUCCUAUACCCUGGUGCUGAGGUCUGUGAUGCAGGUACCCUCUGCUGCUGGCCAGAAGAAGGCCUUCUCCACCUGCUCCUCACACCUGACUGUCGUGUUUUUAUUUUAUGGCUCAGUCAUGAUGACAUAUGUGAGCCCAGGGUCAGGACAAGCAGAAAGCAUGCAGAAGUUCACAACUUUGUUCUACUCAGUUUUGACCCCUUUGUUCAAUCCAAUGAUCUACAGCCUCCGGAAUAAAGAAAUGAAGGAUGCCUUGAAGAAAGUUCUAGGAGGCUCCUAA